Molecule: messenger RNA, 1845 nt
Organism: Puccinia triticina
Lineage: Eukaryota; Fungi; Basidiomycota; Pucciniomycetes; Pucciniales; Pucciniaceae
Exons: 6
Coding region: 1-1845 (614 amino acids)
Cellular component (GO): cytosol
Molecular function (GO): asparagine synthase (glutamine-hydrolyzing) activity
Source: RefSeq, a predicted model, not a curated record
AUGUGCGGAAUUUUUGGUAUCUACAACUUUUCGGGCCAGCCUAACGAGGUCCGAUACAAAGCAUUGUCUCUAUCCAAGAAGUUGAGACAUCGUGGUCCCGAUUGGUCGGGAUGCUUCAUGGAAGGGAACUCUAUCUUAGUCCACGAGAGGCUGGCAAUUGUUGGCCUGGAUACUGGUGAACAGCCUUUACUUACUGAGGACCGCAAGAUUGCCCUAUGCGUAAAUGGAGAAAUAUAUAACCACAAAGCAUUGGCCAAGAAGUUGAACAGUCCAUUGAAAACGAAGCCCAAAUCAGACUGUGAGAUCAUUCUCCAUUUGUACAGAGAGUAUGGGACCGACCUCUGUAACAUGUUGGACGGCAUGUUCUCAUUUAUUCUUCUCGACACUACUCAGACACCGCCCCGUCUGAUUGUUGCUCGGGAUCCAAUCGGAAUCACGACUCUAUACUAUGGCACAUCGAGCAGUCAUCCAGAGACCAUGUAUAUAGCCUCGGAACUGAAAUCAAUCCAUGAAGAUUGCGAUUCCGUCCACGCAUUCCCACCCGGACACUUCUACGACUCCAGCCUCCCCGCAGCCAGCCGUUUUACUCGCUAUUACAAUCCCGACUGGCUUCAUGCUGACGUCGACGCGGGUCUUCUCAGCCUAACCCAGCCCGUCGAUCUCACUCUCAUCCGAACCACUCUCGAAGGUGCAGUUCGCAAACGACUGAUGAGCGAGGUACCUUUCGGUGUCCUGCUGAGUGGAGGGCUGGACAGCAGUCUCAUCGCAGCGAUCGCAACGCGAGAGAUCCAACGGAUCAACGAUGCCUAUGCCGUCCAAAUUGGCAAGGGCUCUCAGCCUCUCGCACUCGACAACCAAGCGAUAUCUUAUGGGCUCAACUCGGACGGAUCACUCGCUAGUAGCUUGCCGGGUGUCGAGGACGAACUGACCGUCGAUUCUGAGUCUAGCCUUGCAUCCUGGCCCCGAUUGCACUCCUUCUCGAUCGGUUUGAAAGACGCACCCGAUCUGAUCGCCGCUCGCCAGGCCGCCGACUUCCUACACACCCUCCAUCACGAGUUCACUUUUACCGUCCAGGAGGGUCUAGAUGCUAUCCCCGAUGUCAUCUAUCACUUGGAAACGUACGACGUCACCACCGUCCGAGCAUCCACACCGAUGUAUCUCCUCUCCCGAAAGAUCAAGGCUACCGGUGUCAAGAUGGUCUUGUCCGGCGAAGGAUCCGACGAAAUCUUUGGCGGAUACCUGUAUUUCAGUCAAGCACCUGAUCAACUCAGCUUCUACCAAGAAACCAUCAAGCGGGUCAAAAACUUACACACUUCCGACUGUCUACGUGCCAAUAAGUCUACUAUGGCCUGGGGCUUGGAGGCUCGUGUCCCGUUCUUGGACAAGGAAUUCCUUUCUCUGUGUUUGAACAUCAGACCAGAAGAUAAAAUGUUCGGCAAAGGCGCUCAGCAAACUACAGAUAAAGAUGGCAAACCAAUCAUGGAAAAGUACAUUCUACGUAAGGCAUUUGACUGCUCACCCGACGGGAAACCGUACCUGCCAGACUCGAUUCUCUGGAGACAAAAGGAACAGUUUUCGGAUGGAGUAGGAUACUCUUGGAUCGAUGGACUCAAAGAACAUGCCGACCAAUUGAUUACCGAUGAGCAGCUGUCGUCGGCCCAUGAAAGGUGGUCCCUCGAUACCCCCACCACCAAAGAAGCUUACUUCAUCCGUCAAAUUUUCGAAAAACACUUCCCAUCUGAAUCCGCUGCCAAGACUUCGGUCCGCUGGAUCCCGAGGACCGAUUGGGGUUGUGACACCGAUCCCAGCGGGAGAAGCGUAAAGAUCCAUACCUCGGCUUAUUGA